Molecule: messenger RNA, 786 nt
Organism: Acytostelium subglobosum LB1
Lineage: Eukaryota; Evosea; Eumycetozoa; Acytosteliales; Acytosteliaceae
Exons: 2
Coding region: 1-786 (261 amino acids)
Source: RefSeq, a predicted model, not a curated record
AUGGACUUAGACAGGAAGAUUAGCAAGUAUUCAGUUGUGGUCGGUGCAUUCGCAACGGCUGCAUUGGUGAUGUUCACAGUCAGUCUGGUGUCACCAAUAUAUACGAUACAUUUUAGACAAGAGUCCAUGGUCAAUGCAAACACUCAUCGACUGGUAGUGGACGACCAGGUAUUCUUCUCGUACAAAUGUUAUCACUCUCAUCAGGUCAACAACUCUAGACGUUACUCAUGGGUCGAUUCAUCAUACCCUCGCAUGAACAGUAUACUAUCACUGUCGGCCACAUUGUUAAUCAUUUCAAUCAUUUUCCUUAUACUGUUUGGAAUCAAUAUGGUACCGAUAAAGAAGGUUGGCGCCACUCGCUUCCAAGUGCUUGGAUUCAUCCUGGUGUCAAUCACAACAGCACUGACCUUUGUCUCUCUUCUCUUGUUCUCUGGCACUCCCAAUGCACUGCGCUACACCACACAAGCAGGUGGCGAUCCAACCUGCAUCCAAAGGAAUCGAUUCGUUCAUCAAUGUGCAUCACAUAUGGGUUCCGAUAAAGAUGGAGACAGUGAAUACAAAUGGGGAUUCAAUCUAGGAUUCUGGGCAGAGGUGGCAGGCUUCUUAUUGUUGAUUGUGAUCAUUCCAUUGUAUGUUAAGAUCAUUAGACUGUUGAGCCAGGAGAGACAACUGGAUAUUCAGAAUGUGGAAGCGGCAAACAACACUGAACCAAAAGAGCCAGAACAUAUUGUCGUUGGUGUGAGCCAAGACAUUGUAUAUGGCAUCGAUGAAGUUGAUGAGAAGUAA